Molecule: messenger RNA, 2565 nt
Organism: Brienomyrus brachyistius
Lineage: Eukaryota; Metazoa; Chordata; Actinopteri; Osteoglossiformes; Mormyridae
Gene: drd3
Product: dopamine receptor D3
Exons: 8
Coding region: 596-1873 (425 amino acids)
Biological process (GO): adenylate cyclase-activating adrenergic receptor signaling pathway
Cellular component (GO): membrane
Molecular function (GO): G protein-coupled receptor activity; dopamine neurotransmitter receptor activity, coupled via Gi/Go
Source: RefSeq, a predicted model, not a curated record
AACCAGCUUUUUCUUUUUAAUAAACGCGUUGUGUUUAGUAUGCCAAUGCAAAACAAUGUUCUUUUAGCAGUCAUAUUUAUAUAUUUAUGUCUUUAAAACAAAAAUAAAGACUGUGCCGAAAUUUAAUAAAGGAAUUUAAGAGUGAAGGAUACUCUUCCUCUCCGGCGCUUCCCCAGUCUCCGGGACCUGAAGACCGGGCAGUGACCGCGCCUCCAUCCACCACAAAGGCACAAAGGGCACUAGCACCCGUUAUGCGAGGGAGACCCGGGAAGGAGCAGGAGCCGCGCUCCUAUCCGUAUAUCUGCGUACAAGCCUGCGGGGGACAAGAACCGCUCCCGGCACAGGGCGCUAUGUGGAAACAGUAAAGUGCGCAGAAGCUGCCGCUGGCCAGGGAUUUUCUGAAAACUAACAGGUAAGCCGGCGUCAAGCAAAGGAAUUGGAGACUCAGCAGUAAUCGAUAUUUAUAGGGGCCGAUAAUUCCGUCAAGACAGUGAAGUUAAAGGACGUGCUGGGGCUUUUCAUCCUCGCUAAGCUGACAGCUGCCCAGGGAGGCGGAGGGUCCCGUCCUAAAAUCGACCGUGUGCUCACCAGGAUCAUGUCGCUGUUUGCUGCUACUGGCGCCUUCUGGAACAAGUCAGAUACGCUGAAUGGGACCGGAGUCCAACAGGAGGUGGGCCGGAACUACAGCGCCCUGAUGUACGCGCUGCUCAUCUUAGUGGUGGUAUUUGGGAACACACUGGUUUGCCUGGCGGUGCUGAGGGAGAGGGCCCUGCAGACCAGCACCAACUACCUGGUGGUCAGUCUUGCUGUUGCCGACCUGCUGGUGGCCAUCCUGGUCAUGCCCUGGGUGGUUUACCUGGAGGUGCUGGGGGGAGACUGGCCUUUCAGCCGGCUCUCCUGCAACAUCUUCGUCACCCUGGACGUCAUGAUGUGCACAGCCAGCAUCCUCAACCUGUGCGCUAUUAGCAUCGACAGGUACCUGGCAGUGGUGAUGCCCCUCCUUUACACCGCCAGCCGCAAGUCCCGUAGUCGAGUGUCAGCCAUGAUCGCCACCGUUUGGAUCCUCGCCUUUGCCGUGUCCUGCCCCCUGCUGUUUGGAUUCAACACCACAGACAAAGCCAGCACUUGUUCCAUCUCGAACCCUGAGUUCGUCGUGUACUCCUCUGUGGUGUCCUUCUACCUGCCCUUUGUGGUCACUCUGCUGGUGUACAUGCGCAUCUACGUCUUCUUUAAGAGGAGGAGGAGGAGGAGGAGGAGAAUGACCAGCUGCAGGGCCAGAGUGAGAGUGCAGGAGGAGUCCGUUACGGAGAGAGAGAUGUCCUCCAUUAGGAUCAAUGUGGCGAGGAGGACCAGACGUGGGCCUCAUUUCCUGGCCACUUGCCUGCUACACUGGAUGCUCAGAAGCCCCACCAUGGAGGACAGGCGGGCAGCAGAAUCAGCGGACUCCUACAGUGUGAGCCAGGCAUCGUUGCCGGGACAGGACAUUGAGCUUCACCAGAGAGAGGCUCAGGAGGAGAGCUUGGCAGCAGAGAGCAAAAAGGAGGCAGACAAGAGGAGGUGGAAGGUAAAGAAUCUACCCAACGGACAGACCCUGGUCUCUCUGCACACUGCCCAUAGGGGUGGGAAUGUGCAGACGCGGGAGAAGAAGGCGACACAGAUGCUGGCCAUCGUGCUGGGCGUUUUCCUCAUCUGCUGGCUACCCUUCUUCGUGACCCACAUCCUGAAAACUCACUGCACGGGCUGCCAUGUGCCCGACCAGCUCUACAGUGCUGCCACCUGGCUGGGGUACGUCAACAGUGCUGUCAACCCCAUCAUCUACACAACGUUCAACGUCGAGUUCCGGCGCGCCUUCAUCAAGAUCCUCUCCUGCUGAGCAUGGACCCACCCCUCUCCCCGCUGCUCGCCUGGGACAAACAGCCCGGAUGACCGAAAAUGGCAUGUGACUCGCUCUUCUGGCCUGUGGGAACCAAGGACUUGGAGAAGGUCCCCAGUGAUUGAAUGUUUACCUGUGGAACGGAAGCUGAAAUUCUCCAGAGCCUGGGGAUCCUUACCCAGUCUGUUAAAAGACAUCAACCCAGAGGAAAAGGGUGAUGAUAGUGCUGGAAGCUCAUCAGGGCUGAGCCCACAAAACAGAGGGAGGAGAGCGCCCCCUGCUGCCUGGUGAGAACCUGCACCUUCUGCAGGAUGACAGACAAGGACCUCACCUCAUUACCCUCUAGGUGGUUUGUGCUUUUCUCUGUGUGUAUUUUUUCUGCUAACCGGGGAUCAUACACAGCCUUCAAAAGACGGGUAAUGGGAAGUAACUAUGGGAACAGCCCCAAGGACAGGAAGUGACCACAGGAGGUUCCUUGUGACAUUAACGGCCCUGGAACAUGAAUAGUCAUACACAGUAGGAAUCACUGAUCAAAAAUAUCACAUCUCAAAGGGAGACAUCUCUGGCCUUCCAGAGAGACCUGCCGGGUGCCUGAUGGCCAUCAUGGGCUGCUUAACACCAUGGGCUGUGGGGGGUUUGGAGUCAGCUAGACUCCCCGCUUUGAUGUGUUUGGCAAUAAAAUGUUAUAUGCA